GUUAUUUUAUUUCAUUUUUUAAUGGUUGGACGACGUCACACUCAGUUGCUUCAGUUUUCUUAAUUUUCUUCCAUUCAAUAGAGAGAGAAAGAAGAAGUUAUACUGUACCUGUGAAUGUCCUUCAAUGAUCAUUAAUAGUCUCCUGCUUUUGUCUUAAGAAGUCCUCGUUUCUCUCUGUUGAGCUUUCUGUUUAUAUGCACCGUCUCUUUCGUCAAAUUUUUCUUGCUCUUGUCAUCGAAAUACCUUCUUUUAUCUUCUUAUCAGGUUCCCUGAAAAUUCUCUCUUCUGGGUGUUUGUUAGUUUUGGGAAUAAUUGUUUCUUGGUUUUAUCCACAACUUUCUGUUUGUCUCAUCGUUUCUGUUCUGUACUGACAUCUCACUUGUGCGUGUAAGUGAGGACCCCGUAAAGCUUCUGUUCAGCCAUUUCUUCUCUGGAUCUUUUUGUUUUUGAAUUCUGCAUCUCAAUUUAGCAUCUGGAGAUGGGUAUAUAUCUCAGCAGUCCCAAGACCGAGAAGUUCUCAGAAGAUGGUGAAAAUGAUAAGCUCAGAUACGGUUUAUCAUCCAUGCAAGGGUGGCGUGCCACCAUGGAAGAUGCUCAUGCAGCAUUCCCUGAUCUGGACAAUUCCACUUCUUUCUUUGGUGUCUAUGAUGGCCAUGGAGGUAAGGUGGUUGCGAAGUUUUGUGCAAAGUUCCUUCACAUACAAGUCCUCAAGCAUGAGGCUUAUGAAGCUGGAGAUAUAGGAACUUCUGUUCAGAGAGCAUUCUUCAGAAUGGAUGAGAUGAUGCGCGGACAAAGGGGAUGGAGAGAAUUAGCUGUUUUGGGAGAUAAAAUAAAUAAGUUUACAGGCAUGAUCGAAGGAUUGAUAUGGCCUCCAAGAAGUGGUGGUAAUGAUCACCCUGAUGAUUGGGCUUUUGAGGAGGGUCCUCACUCUGACUUUGCUGGACCAACUUCUGGGAGCACAGCUUGUGUUGCAGUAUUCAGAAACAAUCAACUCAUUGUUGCAAAUGCUGGUGAUUCUCGCUGUGUCAUAUCUAGAAAGGGGCAGGCAUAUAAUCUCUCAAGGGAUCACAAACCUGAUCUUGAAGCUGAAAAGGAAAGGAUUUUAAAAGCUGGUGGAUUUAUACAUGCAGGACGAGUGAACGGUUGUCUGAAUCUUGCAAGAGCUAUAGGUGACAUGGAAUUCAAGCAAAAUAAAUUUUUGCCACCUGAAAAGCAAAUUGUAACUGCCAAUCCAGACGUAGACACUGUUGAGCUGUGUGAUGAUGACGAUUUCAUUGUGCUAGCAUGUGAUGGAGUCUGGGACUGCAUGUCAAGCCAGCAGUUAGUGGAUUUUAUCCAUGAACAACUACAUUCAGAAAGCAAGCUUUCUGUGGUGUGUGAGAGAGUGCUUGAGAGGUGCUUGGCACCAUCAACAGCCAGCGGCGAGGGAUGUGACAAUAUGACUAUGAUCAUAGUCCAGUUCAAGAAACCCACUGAGUCGACUUCAUCUGCCAGUGAACAAUCCUCGCAAUCCAGAUCAACUGACUCUGAUUCAAAAUCUGAAGAAAAAAUGACUCAAAAGUGGCUGCCGUUGUAUCAAAAUAGGAAUCCUCCAUUUGCUUGAAAAUCAGGGAUCAAAAAUUUGUGUGCAGAAAGAGAAAAAGACUAAAUGAAAUGUGAAGAAAAUUUCAUUGCUCAUGUUGGUGUGUGUUGUCUGUUUAGCUUUGACAAAUGACAAUAAUAGCUUUUACAAUUUUUUUUUCUCAGGUAUUGAAACUACAUCUGACAAAUGACAAUACCAUUUGAAAUGGUGGAUUUUUAGACA
This is a messenger RNA of Mangifera indica (mango), 1804 nucleotides long. RefSeq names its product probable protein phosphatase 2C 60. The coding region runs from base 479 to 1603 and encodes 374 amino acids. The record is from RefSeq and is a predicted model, not a curated record. NCBI's taxonomy places the organism in Eukaryota, Viridiplantae, Streptophyta, Magnoliopsida, Sapindales, Anacardiaceae. Gene Ontology annotation, molecular function: protein serine/threonine phosphatase activity; cation binding. Gene Ontology annotation, biological process: protein dephosphorylation. The transcript has 11 exons.